Messenger RNA from Penicillium riverlandense, 885 nucleotides. Its product is annotated as alcohol dehydrogenase. Gene Ontology annotation, molecular function: oxidoreductase activity. The coding region runs from base 1 to 885 and encodes 294 amino acids. Gene Ontology annotation, cellular component: mitochondrion. NCBI's taxonomy places the organism in Eukaryota, Fungi, Ascomycota, Eurotiomycetes, Eurotiales, Aspergillaceae. The record is from RefSeq and is a predicted model, not a curated record. The transcript has a single exon.
AUGGAAUCUCUUCCAGAAACCCAUCGUGCAUUAGUCCUCAACACAAUUGGAGAACCGCUCCUCCUCGAAACACGACCUACACCGCAAGUAACCCCAGGAAGCGCAGUCAUCAAAAUUCUCGCAGCCGCAGUGCUCUCUUACUCCCGAGAUAUCUACAAUGGCACCCGCAAAUACGAACUUCCAACUCCUUCGGUACCAGGUAGUGGUGCCGUUGGGCGUGUCACAGCCGUAGGCGCCGAUGCUACUAAGGUCAAACCUGGCGAUCUUGUUUUCAUUGACAUCUACAUUCGCGGGCGCGACGAUUGUAGUGUGGGUGCUCUAUUGGGUAUCAAUGACGGCCACUCCGAGGUUAGUAAGUGCAUGAUGCGCGGAGAAUGGCGAGACUCGACCUAUUCCGAGUAUGCGAGGCUGCCGCUGGAGAAUUGUUUCCCGCUAAACGAGAAGCGGCUACUUGGAUCACCGGCAGAGGGCGGACUCGGAUACACAAUUGAUGAGCUACUAUAUGUUGCUGUUCAGCUCGUACCUUUUGGUGGUCUCCGCGCCAUCGGUCUGGAUAUCUGCGACAAAGUCAUCAUAAGUCCCGCGACGGGAGCAUUUGGUAGUGCUGCUGUUCAGGUGGCGCUAGCUAUGGGGGCCAGCGUGAUCGCAAUGGGCAGGAAUAAAGAGGCCCUCAAGAAGCUUAAGUCGAUGUUUUCGCCCGAUACUAGCGAGAAUCAUCUCAUUCAGGUUGUCCAAAUCACGAACGACCAUCAGCAGGAGGUCGAGGCUCUUGCGGAAGUGGGCCCUGCCGACGCCUUCUUUGAUACCUCCCCCCGAUGGCGGCCGGUUCAACACAUAUCAAAAGUGCUAUUGUGUCUCUCAGACAUUCUGGCCGAGUAUGUUUGA